This is a messenger RNA of Hibiscus syriacus, 3594 nucleotides long. Its product is annotated as ubiquitin carboxyl-terminal hydrolase 16-like. Gene Ontology annotation, cellular component: cytosol; nucleus. The record is from RefSeq and is a predicted model, not a curated record. NCBI's taxonomy places the organism in Eukaryota, Viridiplantae, Streptophyta, Magnoliopsida, Malvales, Malvaceae. Gene Ontology annotation, molecular function: cysteine-type deubiquitinase activity; cysteine-type endopeptidase activity. Gene Ontology annotation, biological process: protein deubiquitination.
UAGCGAGCUAAAGCAGAGGCUCAAAAAAAUUGCUUUUUUGCAAACCCAAGCAAUAUCUAACAUUCUUCUCUCACUGUCAGUUUCCUUGGGUUUGAUUCUCUUCUUUUUCUUUUCUUUUUUCCUUUCAAUUUUUAAUUUUUUAGAUCACCGGGCAGUUUAACGGUCUUGUUUUAGUCCAAUCAACGGUUGCGGUUGCAUGCUCAACUGCUAGAAUUUGUUCCCUUCGCCAGAGCGAUCGCCACAGCGACGUCGUUGGAAGCUAGGUUUCGCCGAUUCCGUUUUAUGCCUUCUGGGUACAUAUAAAUGCUUCUUUUUGGGGAUCUAGGGUUUUCAAGCCUGGUCCUUGUGAUCUCGUUUGUUAUUCCUUUGAUCGGCUUUUUCAUUCGGCGGCAAUGGAGGCUAUCGAUUGCCAGACAGGUGGAGAUCAAGAGGCUUAUGAUUUUGGCAUCGGAGGAGGCUGCUAUGGCCGAGCUUGAGGCUUCGUUUGGCUACGGUACUGUCUCGGUUUUGCAGAACUAUCACCAAUGCGUUGUUUGUUAUUCUCGCACUACUACACGGUGCUCCCGCUGUAAAGCUGUUCGGUAUUGUUCUACUCAGUGUCUUAUUCACUGGAGGCAAGGUCACAAGGAAGAAUGCUAUCCGGCUGCCAUCGUCGCACACCAAAAUCAUGAUGAGAGAGAUGAUUUUGCUCAGAAGGUGAUAGAGCAACACCAAAAUGAAGACAUAUUGGACCAAAAAAAGCCCCAUGCAAAACCAACUGGAAUAACCUCCACUGAAUUUGAAUUGCAUAAUUCGACCUCUGAACCUGCAUUUUCUAGUCCCAAAAACUGUUCUGCAGUUUUACGUGAGAAGGAUGAUGAUGUAAAUGUUGAGUUCCAGGUUGAUGGGGAAGGAGUGAACUCUGCUUCAGAAUCUUCCAGUGCCUUAUUUUCUGGGUUUUCUGCUUCUAUAUCUGGUAGUGAAUCAUCUGAUGAUGUUUCUGUGAGCGAGAGCGUUAGUUCAAAUGAGCUUUACAAAAUUGAUACAUCUUCAUCUGCUGAUGAUUCUAAACUUGACAUGUUUUGGACUGAUUCUGGAGUCAACAAUGUAGAUCAAACCAAUUUGGCUUCCCCAAAAUUUGCCAAGUUGGUUGAUUCUGUAGAUAUACAUCGGAUGAAGCUUGAUCAAUGUGGAGAGAUCCAAAGCAGAGCAGCUAGUUCUUUAGGUUCAAGCAUUAGUGAUCUGCCUGAGGGCUCAAUAUCUGAUGAUCGUACUUUGUCUUCUGGAUUUUGGGGCAGAAAUCUGGAAUCAGUUGCAUCUAUGAAUGACACCUUUCAGUCUAAUCCUAAAGAAGAUGGUAUAAGUGCCUCACUCGAUACUGGAUAUUCCUUGCAUUUUUCAUUCAAUUUGUCUGGAAAUACUUCUGUCUCACAUACACAUGGCUCGAAGAUGAAGGCUGCCACAUUGGAUGAUGCUCCUCAGAGUGCUCUGGGGAAUACCCAGCUUUCUGAUGAAGUAACUUUGCCAUUAAAUGUUGGUUUAGAUGCUCUGAAUGCCAACAGCUCCCCAUCCUCAAAUUCUAAAUGCGUUAACCAUGUGGAAUGUGGGUCUGACAAUGUUUCACAUGUCCCAAAACCCAGAGAAGCUAUCAAUAUAGAUGUUCCAUUAGUCAGUAACUUGUCAUCUUCAUGUUUUGAAAAGUUGAACUCUGGAGAUAACGGUAACGGACCUAGCACUUCUCAUCCAUUGAGGUCUUCUGAUGCUUAUUCAUCCAGUGCGGGGUUGCAAGUGAUUUCUAGUGCUAAAUCUGGAAAAUUUGGUGUUCAUGCAAAUGCUGCUACAUUACCUAAGGUUUCAGGUUAUUCUACCAACAGUACAAAUGGACUGAAAACUUCUAUGUGGAAAGUUGUUGAUCAACUCAGAGGAUCUAAGCUGCCAAAACACUAUCCUUCAGGAGUUGGUAAUGAGGUUGCUCGAAAAUAUAAUGAUAAGGUACUUUUUCCUUAUGAAUCAUUUGUCAACCUUUACAGUGCGAACAAGUUGGACCUGCAACCAUGUGGACUUGUAAACUGCGGGAACAGCUGUUAUGCCAAUGCUGUCCUCCAAUGUUUGACAUUCACUCCACCUUUCACUGCUUACUUUCUUCAGGGAGUCCAUACCAAAGCAUGUUCAAAGAAAGAACGGUGCUUCACCUGUGAUUUUGAAAUUUUAGUUUUGAAGGCUAAGGAGGGAAAAUCUCCACUCCCUAAAGGAAUACUGUCCCAACUACAAAAUAUUUGUGGCCAACUUGCUGAAGGAAAAGAAGAAGAUGCACAUGAAUUUUUAAGGUAUGUUAUUGAUGUGAUGCAAUCCGACUGUCUUAAAGAAGCCGGGGUGCAUUCAUCUGGUUGUUUAGAAGAAGAAACCACUUUAGUGGGACUAACAUUUGGAGGUUAUCUCCGGUCGAAGAUACAGUGCAUGAAGUGUCAAGGCAAGUCUGAGCGUCAUGAAAGAAUGAUGGACCUUACUGUUGAGAUUGAAGGAGACAUAGGAACCCUGGAAGAGGCUCUUCAUCGGUUUACAAGGACUGAGAUUUUAGAUGGAGAAAAUAAAUACCAAUGUAGCAGAUGCAAAACUUAUGAAAAGGCCAAAAAAAAGUUGACAAUAUCUGAGGCUCCAAAUGUUCUUAAUGCUUUGAAGCGAUUUCAGUCUGGUAAAUUUGGAAAGCUUAACAAAGCAAUUCAAUUCCCUGAGAUCUUGAACUUGGCGCCAUAUAUGAGUGGGACAAGUGAUAAUUCACCCAUUUACAGGCUCUAUGGGGUGGUGGUUCACUUGGAUAUUAUGAAUGCUGCAUUUUCGGGUCAUUACAUUUGCUAUGUUAAAAACUCCCAAAACAAGUGGUUCAAGAUUGAUGACAGCAAAGUAACAUCUUCUGAGCUUGAAAGUGUUCUAAAAGGUGCAUACAUGCUUCUUUAUGCAAGGUGCUCACCCAGGGCCCCAAGAUCAAUAAGGAACAGAAAGAAGGCGGUUCCGUUGAGGGUCAACUCAAAGAAUUAUACCAAGUCAAGUUCUUCAACACAUUCUAGUGAGAACCUCUACCCCAGUUCAAUUCAUCCUGAUACUCCAGGGAGCAUUAAAUCCUUUUAUUCGAAAUAUAGUCGGUUACAGAGGAUUUUCGAAGAGGACUCGGCAAGUGAUAAUUCUUCUCUUUUCGGCAGCAACUCUGAUGAUGGUUCCUGCUGUACUGAAAGCACACGAGAUUCUAUCUGCGAUGACUUACUGGACCCUGUAUUCGGUGAUUCAAUACGUGGUUGGAACAACCCCUGGAGGAGUUCUGAUUCUGAUGCUUCAUCAUCUUCCACUUCUCCUCUUUACUCAAGGCAUUCUCCCCUAGCUGAUUCAGCUAAAGAGAGCAACAAUGUUGAUUUGGACAGACGAUCCAGCGGGAGUAGCAGGCAAUCAGAUGUGGAAGGCAAGGUAACCACUCCUUUUUCCCACUCUGACACAAGUAAACAGUGUAGAAAUGUAGGUAGUAGUAGGGAAACUGUUUCAGAGAGAUUAGGACGGGUUAACCCUUCAAAUGUGUCUUUUAGAAACUCAAUGAUGAAAAGAACAGAUUAGAAAGUUUUAUAACUG